This is a messenger RNA of Pisolithus orientalis, 2530 nucleotides long. Its product is annotated as PRMT5-domain-containing protein. The transcript is spliced from 12 exons. Lineage: Eukaryota; Fungi; Basidiomycota; Agaricomycetes; Boletales; Pisolithaceae. Bases 75 to 2450 code for a protein of 791 amino acids. Gene Ontology annotation, cellular component: nucleus; cytosol. The record is from RefSeq and is a predicted model, not a curated record. Gene Ontology annotation, biological process: regulation of DNA-templated transcription; peptidyl-arginine N-methylation.
UUAUGUGAUGCUUUAUCCACCACAUCGUCUCGCCAUCUGUGCCGUGUGCCGCGUACACUAGUCCUGGAAGGAAAAUGUCACCGUUUGCGGCUCUGGCGACGACAGUCACGCUUGAGGACAUAAAGAAUAAGGCCGUAGGAGAUUUCAAACCUCAUGAGACGGCAGUCCUUGCCCUUUCUGCUGACUGCCGAUCCCAAGGUUAUCAGGCGAUGUGUUUGCCACUAACCACUACGAAAUGGCAGGAGCGGUGGAAAAACAUGUGCAUCGUGCCCUCUGUAGAAGAUGCUGGAAACGAAGCGGCCAUAGCAGCUGACAAAGAAGCCGAGGCUUGGAGGAAGUCUCCUUCAUUCCUACUUGAUGAGGUGACGAUUACAAGACUAGAUGAGGCGGAGUUCGUGCUCGCAAUGGCAUCUGAAUGGCUGCGCCUCGAUUCCGACGAUGAUUGGGUCCGCCAUGAUUCAGGCAUUGCUUUGCGACAGGAAGUGGCUUAUGCAUCCUAUCUCAAUGUCCAUACAAUCAUCCUGCCCCCACCUCGAAACCGAUCACAGGUCGCCUCCUAUGCACGCGUCAUCAACGAGUGUCUAAAAAGCAUCCCAUAUAUGCAAUUCUCCGUCCGGCUGCCCAUAUAUGAUCCCGCUGUGUUUCAAUCCAAGGAACCUUCUUCACCUAUGUCUCACGGCGAUCACGGGUGGAGUGGAGCGUCGUCGCCUCCGCACGCACCAACUACACCACCGAAACUUGCCACCCCAGGCUCAUUUCCACCGGGAUCUCUUAGAUCCACCAAGGCGCCCGAGGGCGAACUCAACGCUACUUGGGAGAUGUGGGAUAUCAUCCGCAACGUCUGCGACUACAAUAUACGGUUGACCCUCGCCUUGGAUCUGACUCCUCCGCUCCCGGCCAACGCCGGAGUGCUUGGCCGCUGGGCGGCCGAGCCUGUGACGCACAUCUUUUUGCCUGCAUCGGCAUUCAUCGCUAACGUGAAGGGAUAUCCAGUUUUGCCAAAAGGUACUCAGAUGUUUCUCCGUCAAAGCAUGAUCCAUCGGCCCACUUUUAUCCUAUCUGGCGUUAGGUGCGGACUGCACGCGCAAGGAGGCGAAUCGGCGUACGCGCAAUAUGUGAAAUACCUCGAGAAAUCGAGCCCGUCCGUCCAGGCAAUGAAGACAGAAGGAACCGUCGAAAACUUUGGACAAGGUUACCAGGAUUAUCUACAGAAUCCAUUACAGCCGUUGAUGGAUAACCUGCAGUCGAUUACGUAUCAAACCUUCGAGCAGGAUCCCGUCAAAUACCACAACUACGAAGAGGCCAUCUACCGCGCACUGGUCGACCUGCCUGAUAGUGACCGCAUUGUGAUAUGUGUCGCUGGUGCGGGGCGUGGACCCCUCGUGGCCCGUAGUCUUAAGGCUGUCCGGCGGUCCAACAGGCAGGCUUUCAUCUACGCGCUGGAAAAGAACCCGACUGCGUGGAUUACUUUGCAGGAACGUAAAGCCAAAGACUGGGGCUCCCCAGUAGAGCUCGUUUUUGGAGACAUGAGACAUGUCGAACUGCCCGAGAAAGUAGACAUUCUGGUCAGCGAGCUGUUGGGUUCGUUUGGCGAUAAUGAACUCAGUCCUGAGUGUCUUGACGGCGCAAUGCGUUUCUUGAAGUCGGAUGGAAUUUCUAUACCGAGUUCGUACACCGCGUAUCUCGCCCCUCUAUCUUCUUCGAAGUUAUACAACGCGGCGCGGGAGAGCAGGGAGUUGAAGGGUGUAGAGACGCCGUACGUGGUGAUGUUCCAAAAUGUCAAUCUGCUGAGCGGCGAUGGUGGUGGUGUUGGGGGGCGAUGUGGUCCCAAAAUCCAGGAGUGCUGGGAUUUUGUGCACCCUAGAGGAGAUGUGGCGGUCGAUGAUGGAGGACUUCCAUUUACGAAUAGUCAUAACGUCCGUGCUGCUAGGUUGUGUUUCCACAUCCCACAUGCGGGUGUGAUGCACGGAUUCGCGGGGUAUUUUGAAGCUGUACUCUAUGGCCACGUUGGCUUGAGCAUCCACCCACAACGAAAGGAUUACAUAUCCAAAGACAUGCUGAGCUGGUUUCCACUGUUUUUUCCACUACGUGAGCCUCUGUAUUUACCUAGCAACUCAGAGGUGCAGGUGUCUCUAUGGCGAUUGACCAACGACCGACAAGUGUGGUACGAAUGGUUUGCAGAAUCGUUUCUUCCGGUGUUCAAUUCGCCGUCGCCGGUGGAUCAAUCUGAGGACGUUUUGGGUCCAGACGGGUCCUUCUUCGCAUCGACUUCGACACAUGUUGCGGUACCCAGCCCGUUGAUUGAUGCGAUAGAUGCGUUCCCGUUAACCCCACGUUCUGUCGGGCCAAGAACAGGGGCGGAAUCGGCCAGGUCGGCUUCUGGUGUGGUGAAAAUUGGGCAGACUGCCCUCCACAACCCUGGCGGGCGGAGUAGUUGGAUAGGGCUGUGACGAGCGCUGUCAGCUGACACACCACCUGACACUACCGACAAUAGGUACGCACAGCAGACUAGAUACAAAUUCAGUGCUGC